This is a messenger RNA of Closterium sp. Naga37s-1, 621 nucleotides long. NCBI's taxonomy places the organism in Eukaryota, Viridiplantae, Streptophyta, Zygnematophyceae, Desmidiales, Closteriaceae. The record is from the annotation of a GenBank genome assembly.
AUGGACCGGCUUAAUUUGUCGAUGCAUGCACAUGUGCUGCGCGAGCACCCGUGCAGGCAGGUGGAUGAGGAGGAGUUGGAGGCGGUGUAUCUGGAGCGCAUCCUGCGCUCACCAGAGGUGGAGGCAUUCGCCAAGGAGCUCAAGCCACAUCAAAAAGCGGUGUUGCCGGGCGGGUCAACGGUGCUGGACCGGGCAGUGAUAGAGCACAACCUGCUCAGCGCCAGCAAGCUGUACACCAACAUCAGCUUUGAAGAGCUGGGUGCUCUGUUGGGCAUUGCACCUCACACGGUGGGUGUGAGGGAAGUAGGGGCGGAGAAGGUGGCGGCGCGCAUGAUAUCGGAGGACAGGAUGAAGGGCAGCAUCGACCAGGUGAGGCACAAACGCAGAGUGCUCGCCAUAAGGUGGCAGCAGCAAUUUGCAAAGAUUUCCGCCCUUCACUCCCCGCUCUCCCUUCCACCCCUCUCUCUAUUCUCUCCCGGCCAUCCCUCACCCGUCGCUCCUGGUGCCCCUCUCAACCCGCGCCCACGCCAGGUGGAGGCGGUGAUUCACUUCGACAAGGACACGGACGACCUGCAGCAGUGGGACCAGCAGGUACACACAAUCAUAUCUGCAUCAGAUUAG